Molecule: messenger RNA, 1095 nt
Organism: Lodderomyces pseudojiufengensis
Lineage: Eukaryota; Fungi; Ascomycota; Pichiomycetes; Serinales; Debaryomycetaceae
Gene: HPD1
Product: Hpd1p
Exons: 1
Coding region: 1-1095 (364 amino acids)
Biological process (GO): L-valine catabolic process
Cellular component (GO): mitochondrion
Molecular function (GO): 3-hydroxyisobutyrate dehydrogenase activity; NAD binding; NADP binding
Source: RefSeq, a predicted model, not a curated record
AUGUAUAGAAUUUCAUUAUCAAAUACAAUUCGUUUAUCAACAAAAAGACAAUUUUCAACAACUUCUUCAAAUUUAGUAAAUUAUGGAUUUGUUGGUUUAGGACAAAUGGGUCAACAUAUGGCAAGACAUAUAUAUAAUAAUUUAGAAACAGAUGAUCAAUUAUAUGUUUAUGAUACUAUCCCCAAAUCAGUUGAUGAUUUUGUGCUUAAUGUAACUGAAACAAAUACCACCAACAGAGACAAAUUAACAAAAUUACCAAAUUUAAAAAGCUUUGUUACUGAUGUUGAUGGACAAUUAGAUUUUAUUGUUACUAUGGUUCCUGAGGGGAAACAUGUAAAGGGAGUAGUUGAAGAUAUUAUAACAAGUUUUAAAGAAAAUGGUUAUUCACCAGAAUAUAAAACAACAAUUAUUGAUUCUUCAACAAUUGAUAUUCCAACAUCUCAAGAAAUUCAUAAAUAUGUAAAAGAAACUAUACCAGAAUUUGAUUUUAUUGAUGCUCCUGUUUCAGGAGGUGUUGCUGGUGCAAGAAAAGGAACAUUAUCAUUUAUGUUAAGUAGAGAUAAUCAUCAAGAUAUUUCACCUGCUCUCACGGUUUUAUUAAAUAAAAUGGGGAAAAAUAUUUUCCCAUGUGGUUCAACUCAUGGUACAGGAUUAGCUGCAAAAUUAUCAAAUAAUUAUCUUUUAGCUAUAACAAAUAUUGCAGUUGCAGAUUCUUUCCAAUUAGCCAAAACAUUUGGAUUAAAUUUACAAAAUUAUGCAAAAUUAGUUUCUGUAUCAACUGGUAAAUCUUGGGCUUCUGUUGAUAAUUGUCCAAUUGAAGGUGUUUACCCAGAUGCAAAUUUACCAGCAGAUGUUGGUUUCAAAGGUGGAUUUAUAACAAAAUUAACAAGAAAAGAUGUUGUUUUAGCUACUGAUUCUGCUAAAAAAUUUAAUAGAUUUUUAUUUUUAGGUGACGUUGGUAGACAUUGGUAUGAUAAAGCUUGUGAAAGAAAAGAUAUUGCUGAUCGUGAUUUAGGUGUAUUAUAUGAAUGGUUAGGUGAUUUAAAACAAAAUGAAAAUGGAGAUAUAAUUGAUGUUAAAGGUGGUCAAAAAUAG